AUGCGCCACAAGCAAUCACAGCCACACCAAAAAAGUACCUCUAAAUGAAUCACCCGUUAUAAAUAAAUAUGCUUUCUCUAUCACUACUCAUCUUAUUUUCAGCAAAACUGGAUGGCGUGAAGACAUACAUGCGCAUGCGGCGAGUACCAAACCAUCUACAGGUGAAAGUGAUCAAAUGGUUUGACUACCUGUGGCUGACGCAAAAAUGCUCGGAUGAAGAGAAGGCAGUGUCGUGUCUGCCGGACAAGCUGAAAGCAGAGAUAGCCAUAAAUGUACAUUUGGAUACACUGAAGAGGGUCGAGAUCUUUCAAAACACGGAAGCGGGCUUCUUGUGUGAAUUGGUGCUUAGGUUGAGGCCGGUGCUGUUUUCUCCUGGGGAUUACAUCUGUCGCAAGGGUGAAGUGGGCAAGGAAAUGUAUAUAGUAAAUCGGGGUAGACUCCAGGUAGUGGCCGACAAUGGUCGUACGGUGCUAGCCACCUUAAAAGCAGGCAGUUACUUCGGUGAGAUAUCCAUCCUGAAUAUGGGGACGGCAGGUAAACACCUUGGUAACCGUCGAACAGCCAGCGUUCGGUCAGUGGGCUACAGCGACUUGUUUGUGUUAAGCAAAAAGGACAUGUGGGACGUACUGAAAGAGUACCCGGCAGCGAGGGUCAGACUGGAGGCGAUUGCCGUGAAGAGGUUGGAGAAAUACAAACGGGCACCGCUUGAGAAAGCUGCAAUGGGUCGCAGCCAAUCAACGCCAGGCCUGGUGGAAUCGCGAGGUCGCAUCGCCUUGGAGGACAUGUGGGUACCUCCUUACCCUCCAGUUAUCCUCAUGCAGCCUCAAUCGUUCCAAUCGCAGUCGUUGCAGCCUCUACCUCCUCAACCGACACAGGGACCACCUCCUCCUUCGGCAGCUGUCACUCCUGACAGCCCAGGCGCUGCUUCUACCAGCAGCGGGAGGAGCCAUCAGCACCACUUGCAGGAGAACAGAUCUGGUACAAUGCUCCAGUGUGAUAGUAUGACUCAAUUAAUGUCUGGAGUAACUACACCCAUUUUAGGAUCACAUGAUGUCUUGGAAUCCGAAAUUAAGAGAUUACGGGAACGCCUGCACACCGUCGAAGCCGAGAACGCUGCGAUGUCCGUCAAACUGCACCAACAGCAAUGGGAGCUCGAACAUCGCUUGGCCGAAAUCGAACUCCAAAUCUGCCGCAGCGGCGCCACCAGCCAAGCGGGAGGCAUCGACGGCCGAUCGCACUCCUCCUCGAGCGUGGCGGGGGAGGAAGACGAGGACAUCCUCAACGAAGAGGAGCAAGAGGAUGACGAGAGGAACAGAGAGAGUAUCAUUUAACGACGAGUACAGCUGCCUCCGGCGCCAGGGUGCCAGCAGCAAGCGGGCACCACGAUCGUCUACGUGCGAUGCAUUGUCUGAGGGGCCGGUUACACCAGGCGAUACUGUCGCAAGGUUAUUUUACGAGAAUCAGGUAUUUGAAAUCUGAAUCCCACCUCUGGGAUCACAAUCAUUAAAGAUCUUCUUUCGCGGUUUCUCAAGUAAUUUACUGUAAUUUUUUAUUGCCCACAUUGUCUUCAAAUUACAAACGAAGUUCAAUAAACGCUAUGAAAAAGAAAUAUAGGGAUCUUCUGAUGAAGAACCACAAACUUUUCGAUGACAUACCUAACUAAUUUUUCGAAACGAUGAGGCGUCACAAAAAUAAUAGUCAAUCAAGCAAAUCGCCUUCAUUAUAUAGCGUCUUUUCAAAGUUGAGUCAUCAUUGAGUUGAGUUCAUUGAGUCAAAACAAAGACAAUCUUUAAAAUAGCCGGGUAUUGCAUUAAUCUAUUUUGAGGUUAAUAUGCUGGUGCUGCGAC
Molecule: messenger RNA, 1847 nt
Organism: Acanthoscelides obtectus
Lineage: Eukaryota; Metazoa; Arthropoda; Insecta; Coleoptera; Chrysomelidae
Source: the annotation of a GenBank genome assembly